AUGGAUAAGAUUCGCCCAGGAAAGGAACUUCCUGUGCUAAAGAUCGGAGAUCCAGUGGUCGUCCAAAAUAGACAAUCCAAACGAUGGGAUAAAUAUGGUGUUAUUCAAGAGAGAAACCUGAAGGUUAGGAAAUAUGUAGUACGUUUAUCUUCUGGAUUAAUCACUGUACGCAAUCGCAAAGACUUACGAUUACGCUACCCACCAAAACAUCAGAAUGGCGGAACAUCACUCUGGUUACCCGUCAUAGAUUAUCAAAAUGAUCCAGAUAAACACUUGAAACCAGUUCAACAAUCUAGUCAAGAUAAUCAGCACAAUGACAGCGAUUCUGAUAGUGAUGACGAAGAUGAUUAUAGACCCAACAUAAAUGAUACAAAUGGAGAAGUCAAGUUAUAUCCAAAUGCAGAACAACCUGAAAUUCCAGUAGAGGAAGCAGUCCAUGUUCCUGUUCCAAAACCAAUUUUGAAACGUCCCAAGACAAGAGACCAAACUCAACCAAUCAGAAUAAGAACAGAAGAAAACCCAAUAUCAACACCCUUAAUCCUAAUUUCUAAAUAA
Molecule: messenger RNA, 555 nt
Organism: Lottia gigantea (owl limpet)
Lineage: Eukaryota; Metazoa; Mollusca; Gastropoda; Lottiidae
Exons: 2
Coding region: 1-555 (184 amino acids)
Source: RefSeq, a predicted model, not a curated record